CGGGUGAUGGUGUGAUCAACAGGAGUGUGUCGAGAGUGUGAGCGCAUCACGCAUGCAGUCCUACCUCAUGCUCUCCUCAGGUGCAUGGUGGCCUCCUUGCUGACCCUGGCCCUGCACACCGACUUCUCCUACCUGACAGAGGUGAUGCAGGACCUACUUAGGGCUCUGAUGGACCAGUCCAGCAAUGUCCAACCAAAACUGCUGCUGCGGCGUACAGAGUCCAUCGUGGAGAAGCUGUUGACCAACUGGAUGUCCGUCUGCCUCUAUGGAUUCCUGCGGGAGUCUGUGGGGCAACCUCUGUAUUUGUUGGUGUCAGCACUGGUUGAGAAAACCUUGAAAGGUCCGGUGGACUGCGUGACAGGGAAGGCUUUGUACACACUCAAUGAAGACUGGUUGCUCUGGCUGGCCGAGGACUUCCAAACCUUGGUAAGCAGGUAUUAG
This is a messenger RNA of Paramormyrops kingsleyae, 441 nucleotides long. NCBI's taxonomy places the organism in Eukaryota, Metazoa, Chordata, Actinopteri, Osteoglossiformes, Mormyridae. The record is from RefSeq and is a predicted model, not a curated record.